AUGAUCCUUCGAGACUACAUCGAACUAGAUGGACUUUAUGGCGAUAAGUAUGUAUAUCCGGAGAAGCACUCUCGACCGACAGUGGACAGAAUUCCGGGAUCUAUGUCAUCAUCGUCGACUCAUUACACUAUCCUGUCCUUUUUCGCAACUAGUAUGAACCUGUCGACAUUCGAGAUUCCAAAGGAAGAAUUAGUUCUGAGUGAGAUUCUUGGCAACCUGAUAUUCCCUUGUCGAAGCAAAUCUUGGACAUUGAAAGAUGUGGUGUUCCUCACCCAAAGCGAUGCGUUGUUAGUGUAG
Botrytis byssoidea is the source of this 297-nucleotide messenger RNA. RefSeq lists its product as uncharacterized. NCBI's taxonomy places the organism in Eukaryota, Fungi, Ascomycota, Leotiomycetes, Helotiales, Sclerotiniaceae. The coding region runs from base 1 to 297 and encodes 98 amino acids. The record is from RefSeq and is a predicted model, not a curated record. The transcript has a single exon.